CCGCCGUCUACUCUCAUCCAAGACUCCGUCAACACCCAGCUCGGACACUAACGGUGAUUUUCCAGCAGUUAGUUCGGACAGCCGACGGACAGUGCGCGUGCGACGGUGAUUCUGUGACAGUGACGAGAUACAUACUCCAACAUGACUAGAUACGUCACAGUUGCGUUAGUGUUAAGUGCGUGCGUGCUGUUCACGUCGGCUCAGUACAACAACUUCGCGUUCGGUUACGACAACUACCUCGCGACCAACUUCGGCCCCCCGAACCUAGGAGGUCUGUCGGCCGCCGCCACCAGGGACUCCCGGUCUGAUAGAGGCCCUGUUGUGUUCCCACCUUCGCCAUCCGCCGACAACGGCCAAACCAGCGGUGUUGUUAUAGGCGCCUCGGGCUACGGCUUCCAAGCCCCAGGCUCCCAAGGUCCACCCAAGAGAGCACGCUGCAGAUACUGCGCUGUGCACUCCAUACAGCCAGUCCACGUCAGGAUCCAUGGCGAAGGAACAUUAGAACAACGAAAACUGCUAGCAUACCUUGACUGGAUUCGAAGCAUCCGCUUUGACCGCGGCUACACAUUAUCCAAUCCAUGGAGGAAAUUCAGCUGGUUUUGAACAAAAUUAAAGAAAUCAUGUGAAAGAGUUGCCAUUUUUCCACGAACAUGUAAAUAUUUUGUAAAUUAUUUUUGCACACACAUUCACACUCUGUGUGUGUAUUAUAUCCAUGAAUAAGCAAAAUUUAGUUAAUUAAUAGACAAUUUAAGCAUACCUACUCACAAAUACGAGACGUAGCAUUGUUAUUAAUUUUUAAUGUUGAAUACGCUCUAAUUCAUAGAAACUUUGUGAAUGUGUGACUCCAUGUUAAAAUUUUUUAUCUUUACGAUACGAUUUUAUCCCUUUAGCGAAGUAAAGACGAGGUAUUUUUUAUAUCCUUUUUCCAAUUGUUUGAAUUAUGUCUGAGACAGUGAGAUGUUAUUACCAUAUUUUUAACCUAUGUCCGGCUAUGUGUAUGUAAUGACAUUGAAGACUGGGUUUCGAGAUAAAAUAGAUAAUCUUUAAUUAUAGAACGAAACCUUUAUGGUAUAUACGUAUAGGUAUGUUAAUGUUAACUAAUUGAAUUUAAUUAAAAAUGUAUUGAAUUAUACAUAAUAAUAUAGUAAAACAUACUGAAAUAGUCCUUUUAGUUCUUAGUUGUAAACGUAGUUAGAUAUUUAGUCCGCAUUUCUGCUGAUAGUUUUACAUUAAUUUGGAGGUAAUAACAUCUCACUAUUUUUUGCCCAACAUUGUAUCAAUUAUAUAAAUCAAAGAGGCAUAUCUAUGUAUCCAAACAGAAAAUAGGAAUAAAUUACUAUACAUAAACUUAUGUUAUGGGGAAAUUAAAACUAGUCAAAUAAAUCGUAUAUUAUGAACAAUGUUUAAAGGGAGUAAUGUGAAUCUUUACGAUACGCUUUUUUUACGAAGUAAUUGUAUAAAUUUGUGUGCGAUCUAUUUGAAACUAUAGAGGCACAGCGAAAAAUAUUAGCAUGUAAAAAAAAUAUCAUAAUCUUAUUAAGUCCGCCGAUCUAAAUUCCGUCAGCAUGGUGUAUCUAAGUUCCAGAUCACAUAUUCUUAUAAAAGGGAGCCCUGUAAUGCAAUAUAAUAUUUUGUUUAUCUUAUAAUUUUUUUAUAGAUCAUAUUUUUCAUUAUAAGUAUAGAAAAUAAUAGUUGAUAAUUUGAAACAAUAAUACUCAUCAGUUUUUAAGUUAAAGUUUAUUUUCAUGGUACAUACACAUUUAUAUGAAUAUGAAUUUGAAAAUAGAUAGGUAUAGUUAAAUAACCUUUAUUAUUUGUAUAUUUUAUGAACAUUCUUUGUAACAUAAGUGAGAUCUCUAUUUUGUUUAUCAUGUUUACACAAUUUUAAGUGUUUUACCAUUUAUGUGUAUUUUAUUAGUCAGCUUUUAGUUUUAGUAUAGAUCACGACUGUAACAAAAAACUAAUUUUUUCAACAUCAAAUCGUGACUAAUGAAGAAACAUUAAACUUAUUUGAACUCAUAAAAAACGUUAUUACUUAAGUAUACGAAUAGGUACAUAGAUAAAUGUAGAGAUAAUUAAUAAAUAUCUAAUUAGUUAUAAUAUAAUAAUUGAAAUAAUUUUAUUGAAAUAGUCUUUUCUUCUAAGACGAGCGCAAAAAGUAUUCGUCACGUUUUUCGUUUCCUAGACUUCCUAUGCUUUGAGCCGUGAUAGCUCAGUGGAUAUUAUGACCUCUGCCUCCGAUUCCGGAGGGUGUGGGUUCGAAUCCGGUCCGGGGCAUGCACCUCCAACUUUUCAGUUGUGUGCAUUUUAAGAAAUUAGAUAUCACGUGUCUCAAACGGUAAAGGAAAAACAUCGAGGAAACCUGCAUACGAGAGAAUUUUCGUAAUUCUCUGCGUGUGUGAAGUCUGGCAACCCGCAUUGGGCCAGCGUGGUGGACUAUUGGCCUAACCCCUCGUAUUCUGAGGGGAGACUCGAGCUCAGCAGUGAGCCGAACAUGGGUUGAUAAUGAUGAUGAUGAUGAGACUUCCUAUCUUUGUAUGUGAAUCGUACGUAAUAAGAGAAAAGUUUUAGUGUAUGCCUGAUGCAUACGAGCUAGCAUUUUUGAGUAUCAGUGGAUAAGUAUUAAAAACAUAACAUUUCUAGAGGAAAAGGAGUGCCUAAGCUACCUAUUAAAUAAAAAAAAAACCAAACAGACCCAAAAAUGCCUAUUUAAUUAUUUGUACUAUAAACUAGAAACUGCGUCUGGAAAGUACAAUGAAAAAGAUAUCCAAAAGCUAAGAUGGAUAAAAUACUAAUUUUUAUUAUCCAACAAACAACUGAAAGUGGCGCCGGUGACAGAAAGAUUGAGGAGUUGAAGGUUAGCUUGGUAUAGACAUGUAAUGCGUAGGGAGGAAAGUCAUAUUACUAGAAAAACAUUGAAUGUGCAAGUGGAAGGACAUAAGAGGAGAGGAAGGCCAAAGAAGAGAUGGCUGGAUUGGCUGAAAGAGGACAUGUGUAUAAAGGGAGUGGAUGAUGAGUUGACGAGUAAUAGAGAUGAAUGGAAUAGAAUGAUAUAUUUUUCCGACCCUACUUAAGUGGGAUAAGGGAAAGAAGAUGAUGAUGAAACCAAAAACCAUUUUUAAUUAGGUACAUUUAACAUAUUUUAAUGUUUUUUUUCAGCUUUUUUUGAAGAACCUUAAAGGUCUUUUACUGUAGGUGAAAAACUAUCCAUAAACAAACACAAUGUCUGCGUCUCAAGUAACUAAUAAAUUAUAAGAAGUGAUUUAUUUCCAUAAGUUACCUUUAUUAAUUAUCAAAUUUAGUAUUAUAAAAAUAUAAAUUUUCAUUGC
Messenger RNA from Bicyclus anynana (squinting bush brown), 3329 nucleotides. RefSeq lists its product as uncharacterized. Bases 142 to 603 code for a protein of 153 amino acids. Lineage: Eukaryota; Metazoa; Arthropoda; Insecta; Lepidoptera; Nymphalidae. The transcript is spliced from 5 exons. The record is from RefSeq and is a predicted model, not a curated record.